AUGGCGGCCAUGGCGGCUGAAGCGCGGAUCUGGUGCUCUGAUGUGAGCGGUGUGCCGCAGACCUUCUCUGAGCCAAUCUCGUCUGACUGGAAGGACUCUAACAAUCCUUGUUUGUUUGGCUUCCACAUGCAGAUUAACGCUUACUUUGUGCAGGCAGCCAAGUACCUGGUCAUCACCAUCCCACGCCCGCCGGAAGAUUUGUAA
Pyricularia oryzae 70-15 is the source of this 204-nucleotide messenger RNA. RefSeq lists its product as uncharacterized. Bases 1 to 204 code for a protein of 67 amino acids. The transcript has 2 exons. The record is from RefSeq and is a predicted model, not a curated record. Lineage: Eukaryota; Fungi; Ascomycota; Sordariomycetes; Magnaporthales; Pyriculariaceae.